This is a messenger RNA of Conger conger (European conger), 5161 nucleotides long. RefSeq names its product Rac/Cdc42 guanine nucleotide exchange factor (GEF) 6 (gene arhgef6). Bases 112 to 2433 code for a protein of 773 amino acids. Lineage: Eukaryota; Metazoa; Chordata; Actinopteri; Anguilliformes; Congridae. Gene Ontology annotation, molecular function: protein binding; guanyl-nucleotide exchange factor activity. The record is from RefSeq and is a predicted model, not a curated record. The transcript is spliced from 22 exons.
AAAAAAAAAAAAAAACACGAAGUGUCGAUAUCACGGAUGUGGGUAACAUCUUGACGCAACUCCUUUGACUUGCUCCUUUGUGUUGUACUGGAAGUGGGGCCUGCGGCAGCGAUGAACCCAGAGGAGCAGACGGUAACGUGGCUUAUAUCUUUAGGAGUGCUUAAUUCACCGAAAAAGAACAUCGCAGAUCCAGAGGAAUUUCUGAAAACGUCUCUGAAAGAUGGGGUUGUCCUCUGCAAACUCAUGGACCGACUUCUGCCAGGGUCAGUCCAGAAGUACUGCCAGGAGCCCAGGGGCGAAGCGGAUUGUCUUGCCAACAUACGAGAGUUUUUAAAAGGAUGCACAUCCCUUAAAAUAGAGGGCUUUGAAGCAGAGGAUUUGUACACGGGUGAAAACUUUGGCCAAAUCCUGAAUACUCUGCUUUCAGUAAACUUUGCCACUCAAGAUCGUGUUAUUGAGAGGUCAUGUUCGCAGUCCAGCAGCUCCUCCCCUAACCAGUCCUCCUCUUCGCACGCGCUGUCCAAGUCGAACAAGUCGCUGCGCAGACAGUCCAAGCCUGCGGAGAUGUCGGAGAACGGCGGCGGGGGACAGCUGAUGGUCAAGGCGCGCUUCACCUUCAAGCAGAACAACGAGGACGAGCUCUCCUUCAACAAGGGCGAGCUCAUCUGCGUCACGCGCCAGGAGGAGGGCGGCUGGUGGGAGGGGUCGCUCAACGGCAAGACCGGCUGGUUCCCCAGCAACUACGUCCGAGAAAUCAAGCCAUCCGAGAAGCCUGUGUCCCCUAAAGCUGUGAAAGUCUUUGAUGUGCCUCAACUGACAAAGAACUACUAUGGUGUGGUGGUUCAGGACAUCUUGGAGCACGAGAGGGAGUUUGUGAAGGAGCUACAGACCCUACUGAACUGCCACCUCCGCCCGCUGCAGUCCAGUGACCGGUUGUCCAGUGCGGACAGCGCUAGCCUGAUGGGUAAUCUGGAAGACAUCCUGACCUUUCAGCAGGGUCUUUGCGUGGCUCUGGAGGAGUGCACAAAAGUGAGUGAGGCCCAGCAGCGUUUGGGCGGGUGCUACCUGAACCUGAUGUGCCAGAUUAAGAUGCUGUACCUGUCCUACUGCUCCAGCCACCCGUCUGCAGUGUGUGUGCUGACAGACCACGGUGAGGAACUGGACAAGUUCAUGGAGAGUCAGGGAGCUGCAAGCCCAGGGAUCCUGACUCUGACCACCAGCCUGAGCAAGCCCUUCAUGCGGCUGGACAAGUACCCCACCCUGCUGCAGGAGCUGGGGAGGCACGUGGAGGAAGCCCACCCAGACCAUAAUGACAUCCUGAAAGCCAUAGUGGCUUUUAAGAACCUUGUGACACAGUGUCAGGAGCUGCGGAAACGGAAGAACCUGGAGCUGCAGAUCCUCUCGGAACCCGUACGAGGCUGGGAUGGCGAGAACAUGAAGUCUCUGGGCGGGGUCAUCUACAUGUCGCACGUCCACAUGCAGAACGGGACCAAUGAGGACAAAGAGGAGCGUUACCUAAUGCUGUUUCCCAGUGUCCUCAUCAUGCUGUCUGCCAGCCCGCGCAUGAGUGGCUUCAUCUACCAGGGAAGGUUACCACUGACAGGAACCGCAGUAACCAGGCAGAUAGAGGAUGUGGAAAAUGCCUUUGAAAUCACAGGAAGUGUGAUGGAGCGGAUCAUGGUGUUCUGCAGCAGUCAGCAGGAGCUGCAGGAAUGGUUGGAGCACCUGCACACUAUGACCAAAGGAGGAAGCCCUGUGGGCACCAUCAGCAAGAAUGCAGACAGCAAGAGCGCGGUCACCACCCCUAGCCACCAGACCAUGUCGCAGGGGUUCAGCACUCCCGUCAGCAGCCGGGGUCCCCUGGAGCCCCCCAAAAUCACCAAGCCCUGGUCCCUGAGCUGCCUGAGACCUGCGCCACCUCUCAAACCAUCCGCAGCUCUGGGCUACAAGGAGAGGAUGUCUUAUAUCCUGAAGGACUGCAGCAAAAGCCCUCGUCCAAUCACAAAGUUCCUCCAGAAGAGAAAAACCGAAAGAAAACCAUCAGAUGACGAGUUCCUUCAGAGGAAAAGCACAGCUGCUCUGGAGGAGGACGCCCAGAUCUUGAAGGUCAUUGAGGCCUACUGCACGGGGGCCAGCUUCCACCAGACCACCACCGCGGUGCGGAAGGAGUGUGUCCCGCAGGUGCUCCUGCCCGAGGAGGAGAAGAUCAUCGUGGAGGAACUGAGGAGCAAUGGACAGACUAUAAUCGAGGAGAAGAGCCUGGUGGAUGCAGUUUACGCUUUAAAGGAUGAGGUCCACGAAUUAAAAAAGGAGAAUAAGAGAAUGAAGCAGUGUCUCGAGGAUGAGCAGAAAUCACGCAAGGAGCUGGAGCGAAUGGUCAGGAAGCUGGCCAAACACAAGAACGAUUGCGCAUGGGAAGAUGGCAACUUCUAAGCGUUGUGUGCGUGUAUGAAUGUAUGUGCGUACGUGUGGGCAGGUGUCUGUAUGUGUAAGUGUUGAUGUACAGUUGUACACACAUGAAUGUGUGAGCGUGCUUGCUUAUCUUUGGUGCGUUUGCUGGAUUGCUGAAAGCUGCUGGCAGUUUCCACAAAGUAGUAACCCCCCCCCCCCCCCUUCCCAGCCCUGUAAGGACAUUUUCCAUGAAAAAAAUCCAAGAUGGGGUCUUCACUGAUCUUUCAGAUGCUUUUGCACACGUGCAGAGAGCAGAAUUGAACCAGAAUUGAAAAGGUUUCAGGACUGGUGAACGACACCUGCUGUUUGAGGAGCUGUGGGACGGGAUUAGACGUGAAUGUUUGUGGAAUACCCAGGUUUGGGCCCCAGCUCUGGGCCCUCAUGUGUUCUCCUGUCCACAGUCCUGAUGUUUGCUUUUGAGGGGCUGUUUCUGAAGACGCGUGAAAAUUAGGCAAAAAACGACAACUGAAUAACCCGAAUUUUAGAGCUGUUCUUGUACUCUGAACACUGUGAACUGAAAAAAAGAGACUGCUUUGAUUAUUAAAAAUAUGAGGAGAAAAAAAUCUUCAAGUUGCUUCUACCCCUGGAAACUGUGGACGACUUCAAGGGUUUGCUGUAGUGAACUUGAAGAGGAAAAAAAGGCAAAAUAAACUGAUAAAUUCACUUUUGCAUGCACAUAUUUUAAUAGGAGGCCGAUACUUUCGGCCUAAGCCAUGUGGUUUUUUCCUGUACAGUCUGUUAUUUUGGGAGUACAUGGAUGGGUUUCUUAUUGUUGGCAUCCCCACAUAAAGGAUGCCGUAAAGGAAACGAUGGCUUGUUUUGGCUGCCUAAGAACUGCCUUUGAUGGAUCUGUGGCCAUCGUGAAGGUUUCUUGUGGGGAUGAGUGCGCUGAAGGGGCUUUUAAAGUUGCACCUUCAGCUAUUGUGUACUGUCAAAGCUUUAAUAUUAACCUCUAUUCUCUCAACAGUAUAUCCUACCAUUUGCAUGUGUACGUACAGUAUUCCUUGCUUGUGCCACAUAUUCUAUGAAAUAUUUUCUUCCACUUGUAGGUCACAAUUUUAUGAGUUGCUGUCAGUGCUAUUUGUAGUUCAAACAGAAAUGAUUUAUUACAUAUAUGUGGCAUAUGUAUUUAUGUUGUGCGUGUAUGUAUAUAAAUAUAUAUGGCAAAUGCAUACUUUCUUAUGCAAACAAGUUUUCAUAGCUUCCCUAUAUAUACUCUGAGAUAGAAAAGAAUACCAAGGUAUGGCUUAUUUAUUUUUCAUUAAAGUAUUGAAAUGCUGUAUGUUUGGUACUAUAAGAAGCCCACUAUUAGAGGACACCUGAGUCUCCCGGGCUUCUGCCUUAAGCGAGCGUUCUUUGUUCAGAUGUUUCAGUUAUCGCGUCAGCCAUUUUGUCCCCCUAGCUGUCAGGCUUCCAGCCAGGUGCAUGCCUCCUGUGUGAUGGAGUAGAAUGUCAGAUAAAGUGCCUCCCUUUUGUUUGAGUUCAUACAAGACCUACAAGACAACAGGCAGGAAACGGUGGCAGCAUGUAUAGGAAACGGCUCAGUCGGCAAGCUCUUACACUAGCGGUGUCAUUAAAGCACUUUGUUCUAAGAUAACAGGUUUUUAUUGGAAUUUCAGAGCCUAUUAAGUGGAGUUGAACUUAACUGGGUGGAGUGAUGGUGGGAUGAUUGUGGAUGUCGGUGCAGAAAGCCUGGCUGCUGAUGGACUAGAGGACAGACAUAAAUAAAUAAAUAAAACAGGUUUACGUGGUUUUCAUAGGCAAUCAAGUUACCAACACUGUGAAACGUUUUCAACAUGUUGUCUCAGCCUGCUGCAGAGCAUCACAAACAAAAGCUGUAAUGGUAGCAGUUCAAUGCAAUAAGUCACUUUUUAAAACUUACAAUAAUUUUUUUUUUUUUUUUCAAAAAAAAUUUAGGAGUUAGGGGGCCUUUGUUUUGUCGCGUGAUGGGCGAUCAUUUUGGGUAACAAACUUUGGUGUCGACAAUGGAGGUCUUGGCAGUAUGGCGUACCACUGUGAGCUAACUUAACAAAGCUGCAAUCGACUCAGUGAAUUAUACGACGAGUUGUCGUGCUGUGACGCUGAGCUGUGAGGUCGACUGAUCACCUAAAACGUGAUUCGGCCCCAAUAAGAAAAGCAAUUCUGGAUGUGUCAUUACUGUCUUCACAUUUCCUUGCUCUGUCCUCAGAUGUCACUGGAGUCUUAAGCUAAGCUCUGCAAGCUGCCAUCUGUAUAAGCAUACUUCAGAUAGCCUUUAGAACAUCAUAUAUAUUGUGAUAGUUUGCUGUGUGGCAAAUGGAUAAAUGUAUUUCAUUAAUCUGCCUUUAUUUUCUAUUUAUUAUUUAAAUGGUCCUAGUAUCUCAGUGGCCAUGGUUACAUUUUUUUAUGGAUUUAUUGGAUGGCUUUGAAUGUCGGAUGCCCAUAGGAAUGCCUUUUCUAGCCUAGCAGUACUGAACGGGGCACGGGUGGGUGGUGGGAAAGGAGAUAUGAACAGUAGGCCCUAAAAUCAUGGACUCAGCGGAUCAGAAACAUGCUUACGCCUGGGGUCCGUUCCACGUGUGUGGUUUGCUAAUCAUUCUAUGCAAUUAGCUUCAUUGUUCUUGCGUGUUUUUGUUUUUUGUUUUUGUUUUUUUCUAACAUCUCCAUGUACUGUUUUGCCUAAUGUAAUUAAGGUAUGUCUUUUAAUAAAAUAAAAAAAGUACCUUUGAAA